Molecule: messenger RNA, 1017 nt
Organism: Hyphopichia burtonii NRRL Y-1933
Lineage: Eukaryota; Fungi; Ascomycota; Pichiomycetes; Serinales; Debaryomycetaceae
Product: U1 snRNP complex subunit
Exons: 1
Coding region: 58-990 (310 amino acids)
Biological process (GO): mRNA splicing, via spliceosome
Cellular component (GO): precatalytic spliceosome; U1 snRNP; U2-type prespliceosome
Molecular function (GO): mRNA binding; U1 snRNA binding
Source: RefSeq, a predicted model, not a curated record
AAAAAAAAAAAAAACUAGAUGAAUAAACCAUAGUCCAUAGGGUUAAUUCAAAGAAGAAUGUCUGACGAGACCGAAAAGUAUCCCAUAAGUAUACAGAAGCUUUUUGCACCCAAACCCCCUCUUUUAUACAAGCCUAGUGUUGACUAUGCCCCGGAGACCCGCAAAACAAUACCAAUCACCCCGAUAUCGAAAUUCAAAUCGAAUAUUAAAUCGUAUCUUGAAGAAAUAGACCAAGUGGAGCCUAGCCAGCGGGAUGCCAGGUUUGACCAGCUUCAACGGAAAAAGGAAGCUAGUCGGAAAAGAAAAGAAACAUUCCAAAGACAAUUGGAUGAAUGGCUCGAUCCAGAAUCUCUAAGAAACAACGAUUAUUAUUCAAAAGACCCUUAUAAGACCGUGUUCAUUGCAAGACUAGACUACUCGUUGUCGGAGCUAGAUCUAUCGAAGAACUUCACCCAUUUUGGAUCGAUCGAUUCCAUAAAGCUUGUUCGUGAUAAGGAAACGGGCCAAUCAAAAGGGUAUGCAUUCAUAGUUUUCGAAAGAGAGUCCGAUGCUUCAAAUUGCGUUAAGGAAUUAUCCUACUCCGGCUUGAAAAUGGGCGACAGAACCUCUUUGGUGGAUAUCGAAAGAGGCCGGGUCAUAAGGUUUUGGAAACCUCGUAGAUUGGCCGGGGGUCUUGGUGGUAGACAUUAUACAACCCCGAAAUCCCUGCUUCUGGUUACUGCUUCCGCUGCCGCAAGUGGCCGUCGUACCAACCUCCCACUCAAUCCGUACAACUCCUCUCCAUCCUUUGACCUGGGCAUGAAAAGACCCGCUCCUUCAAGACCUAACGUUGAUCCCAAAAGACCUAAAUACAGACCUUCUCCCACUACGCCUGGUGCUGAUUCUAUCAAGGAUAAAUACGCAAAAUACAGCAACGCCGCAAGUGCAAACAACCCCAGCAAGUCGUCGUCCUCCAAUCGCUCUAUACGGUCCAUCAGACUGCGUGAUUAAUAUAUAGCUCUUGUCGUCUCCUUCAAU